AUUGUUCUGCGUAAUACACGCUACUAUGGAGCGCGGUAGGGAGCGUCCCUCCCGUUAUACAUGCGCUGGAUUAUAAAGCAUGCUAUACGGCUUAAUCCAAGGGAAAAGCGGAAGCCGGCCAGAUGCUUUUUACGCAAACAGUCGGCGUGGUCUUGCGUGUACAUACCGGAUCAGAACCAUCCUUACCGGGCGACCACUUCACAUACAAAUUGAGCGCCUCUUCAACUAUCAAGCAGUGCAAUUAUUUUGCAGCAUGUGGUUUCUAUGUACACUGCAGAGCGAAAGUACCAUCUGGAUUUAUUGGCGUUUUUGCCGUGAUCAGGAUGUGGAUCAAUCGCCGAUUUUCUGUGGAUUAUUUAAAAGCGGAAAGGUUUCUCGCCAUACUGUUUAUAAUCUGUCUGUCUUUUUCUUGUGUUUCGGUUAGCGGUUUUAUUCUUUACCAUUCUGCACCAAAAUAUAUGCAGUUAUUGUUGCCGGUAUACACAUAUGUAUAUCGAUUUAGUAGUUGUAUGAUGACGCUAAUAUAUCUCCACCGGAAAACAGUUUUCGCUGGUUUAAGCACGAUUUCCAGCGCAACGUGUUAUAUUGGACUGUUUACUUAACGCAAUUAUUAUGUCGCCAAGUGCUUAAUAAGUCGUUAACGCGACAGGAAUAACCUGAUGAUCGUCAGCACCGUGGGACUGCAUAAGUUAUCAAACCCAUCGAUUUGUGAUAAUUUGCGUGGUUACUCUUAUUCCAUGCUGCCUACGCCAUUGUUUCCCCGAUCUUUUGGGACAUGCCAUUUAAACCAUCGCACAUUUGCAUGAAAGCGUCACUUCCCCAGCCACACGAUGAACAUCACCAACGCCACGAUAAACAUCACCACCACACCGCUCUUCAUCACCUACCGGAUCGGUUUCGCCGUAUGGUUCUGGGUGAUGCUGUCACUCUGUAUUGUAGGAACCAUCCUUAACCUUUUGAUGAUCUACAUUAUCCUCAGUUCCGCUAAACUGCGCGUCGGUUCCGGUAUCCUCAUCGUGCACCUCCUGGCCGUCCUGACGUCAUUAUGCGCCGUACACAUGCUGCUGCUCAGCGUGUCCACGUACUUUUACGCGCCCUACCAGACGCUCAGUUCGAAUUUCUGCGUCUACUCCACGUGGCUGUAUUACGCUUGCCUGGAUUCGGUUAACUGGUCAUCGCUGCUAAUCGGGAUCAACCGGUUUGUGGCCAUCUUCUUCCCGACGAAAUACCCGCUGAUGAUUCGCAACAACGUCAUCGCGACGAUGAUCAUCUUGAGCUGGAUGAUUUGUUUUGCCUGUUGCAGCCAGAUUUUGGCCGGACAUGGUGGGUGGUACGGGUCAACGAAGCCCUGGGGAACGUGCGGUAUGGUUAACCCGAAUUCGGAUUUCGCUAUCAUUACCGCAUUUGCGGUAACGAUCCCGUUGACGAUUCUGGGGAUACUGUAUUUGGCUAUAUUCAUCGGCGUAGCGGUAAAAAAUUAUUUUGAUCGGAAAAAGAUUCUGGAUGGGGAACAUACGAAGACCAAGGAUGGGAAAGGGCAAGCACAUAAAUUAUUCGAGAGGCGGUACCACAGCGCAAAAGUCUUGUUUGUGUCGUAUCUAUGGUAUAUUGCCUGCCUACUGCCGGCGCCGAUUGCCCUGAGUGUGUAUCCGGCAUCUUAUUCCAGGAUUCCGCUUUUAUCGCCAAUUAUGCGGGCUGUGCUGCUUUGUGGAUACGCUACCAUUCCGUUGAUCUUUCUGAUGAUGAAUAUGGAAUAUCGAAGACGAUUAAGCAACAUGGCCAGACUACUGGGAAGACAGCUGGGCAUCCGGCCGGAAGUCACACACGAGCGAACUGCCGAGUUUGCCACCGUUGCACCUGGCGUUCAUAGCACUAUGCGGGCACACUCGGAGGAUUAAAUUGAAAGUGAUAGAUCAAUUUGCCGAUGCAAAUCAGGCAAUUUAGAGUGGAACUCGUAUUAACAUCAAGAAUUUGAUGUCGGCUGGGCUAAAAUUUCAAGACGUUAAAGUUUUUUUCGCUGGUACAGUAUAUUCACAAAUCACAAUCAGUUAUACUGAAUUACUGUACGAAUACUGAUACUUCUUUACACUGCGUACUUCGUAUACUGAUACUUCGUAUAAUUGUACGGACGUUAAAUUAGCGAUAGAGCAUAAACUAACUCAAAAUGUUACUGUGUAUUUGCCGGUGACAUCCUAGGCUUAAAGGAUUUCACUAUCCGAGCGUUAAGUUGCACGUUACA
Paramacrobiotus metropolitanus is the source of this 2239-nucleotide messenger RNA. RefSeq names its product octopamine receptor beta-2R-like. The record is from RefSeq and is a predicted model, not a curated record. Lineage: Eukaryota; Metazoa; Tardigrada; Eutardigrada; Parachela; Macrobiotidae. Gene Ontology annotation, biological process: G protein-coupled receptor signaling pathway. The coding region runs from base 831 to 1898 and encodes 355 amino acids. Gene Ontology annotation, molecular function: G protein-coupled receptor activity. Gene Ontology annotation, cellular component: membrane. The transcript is spliced from 2 exons.